This is a messenger RNA of Gigantopelta aegis, 4917 nucleotides long. RefSeq names its product programmed cell death protein 2-like. Bases 74 to 1522 code for a protein of 482 amino acids. Lineage: Eukaryota; Metazoa; Mollusca; Gastropoda; Neomphalida; Peltospiridae. The record is from RefSeq and is a predicted model, not a curated record. The transcript is spliced from 6 exons. Gene Ontology annotation, cellular component: cytoplasm.
AUGAGUUUUUGGGACAACUCGUCAUGAAACAUUAAAAUGGUUAUAAUAUAAAAAAGUAUUAAUCAUAACAAAGAUGACAGUACAGUUUGGCCUAGCAGACGGACCAAUUUCCUCUUCAGAUUCAACUUUCUGGUCUGUCAAUAAAUUGGGAGGCUUUCCUGAUUGGCUUCUGGAGGACUGCACUGUUCCUGUAUGUGAUGGUUGUCAUGGUAACAUGCACCAUGUGUUACAGAUUUACUGCCCUUUGAAGAACUCUCCAUAUCACCGAGUGCUGUACAUCUUCACCUGUAUUAACAGACCGUGCUGGAGCACACCUCACAGUUGGAAGGUGAUGAGAUGUCAGUUGAUGGAUGCUGACAGUGUUAACAGUGAUGGUGUUGCCAGACAGACAGAAAACAAGAUGGCUGACAGUGGAGGUGCUUCUGGAGAUUGUGGUGGAGGGUCUCAGGGUGGGGAAGUACAGUGGUGUGAUGAUGCCGAUGACUGGGGGGAUGAGGAUACAGACGAUGUGAUGGGGGAACAAGGUAAUCAAACAGAUACGUCCAACAACUUAACAAAAAAUACAGUCUCUGAUACAUCAGCAACAGAAACACAGGACAUUACUAAAAAUCACAACAUUUCAAAACCACAGGAUAUUACUAAAAAUCAGAACAUUUCAAAACCACAGGAUCUUACUGAAAAUCAGAACAUGUCUGAAACACAGGACAUUACAGAAACACAGGACAUUGUCAUCGAUCAAUGUGUACAGAAUUACGACAUGGCUGAAAUCGACAGUUGUAAUUUUAAUGAGAUGAAUAUUCAUGACCCUGAAGAGUCUCCGACAGACAACACACAUGGUAACAUUGUCACCUCGGAGGGUUUUCCGGCCAGUGAAGAAAGUGUUAAUAAUAUGCUUGGGAUUCUUGCCACCAGCUCAGACCCUCUACCUUCACCCUUGUCAGGCAGCAAACAGUCCGAUUAUUUACUGCCGUAUUUCCUGAGUGUCAUCGAUGAACCGACCAAUGAGGAGGUACGUGUGGAUACCCAUGUGACCAAGUUGCUCAAAGCGUACAUACAGAAAACAGGUGAAGAUGUCGAUUUUAUUGCAGACGAGCAAACCUUAGAUAAAAAAUCAAGACGUGGUGGUGGAAGUGGAUCGUGGAAUGAGCGGUACGAGAAGACGGAGGUGAAACAUGGUGAUAGAUGUUUCCAUCGGUUCCUCAAACAGCUCAGUCUGUGUCCACACCAGCUUGUGCGGUAUGAUCUGCAUGGAUCGCCCCUCCUGGUUAGGGAAGCUGCUCCUGGGUUUGACCUGCCACGUUGCGUGACCUGUGGAGGACCGAUGACCUUUGAACUGCAGCUCGUUCCUCCGUUGAUUUCACUGCUCAGAUUGCCCCAUACUGCUGAUGCGGUUACCGAAUUUGGCACUGUGUUGGUGUACACCUGUGAGAAGAGCUGCUGGUCAGAUGAGGUCAAGGUCAGACAGGAGGUUGCUUUCGUACAGCCCGAUCCAGAUCAACAUCUAUUUAAACUAGGAUUGUGAUUAUGCUGUUCACUGUUACAUUACAUUUAAAGAGGAGGAUGUAGUCGUGAAGUCUGGUCCUGCUCUGUUAAACCUGAUUGUGAUUGCGGUGUUCACUGUUACAUUACAUUUAAAGAGGAGGAUGUAGUCGUGAAGUCUGGUCCUGCUCUGUUAAACCUGAUUGUGAUUGCGGUGUUCACUGUUACAUUACAUUUAAAGAGAAGGAUGUAAUUGUGAAGCCUGGUCCUGCUCUGUUAAAACUGACUGAUUGCGGUGUUCACUGUUACAUUACAUUUAAAGAGGAGGAUGUAGUCGUGAAGUCUGGUCCUGCUCUGUUAAACCUGAUUGUGAUUGCGGUGUUCACUGUUACAUUACAUUUAAAGAGAAGGAUGUAAUUGUGAAGCCUGGUCCUGCUCUGUUAAAACUGACUGAUUGCGGUGUUCACUGUUACAUUACAUUUAAAGAGGAGGAUGUAAUUGUGAAGCCUGGUCCUGCUCUGUUAAACCUGUGAUUUCGCUGUUCACUGUUACAUUGCAUUUAAAGAGGAGGAUGUAGUUAUGAAGCCUGGUCCUGCUCUGUUAAAACUGACUGAUUGCGGUGUUCACUUUACAUUACAUUUAAAGAGGAGGAUGUAGUCGUGGAGCCUGGUCCUGCUCUGUUAAACCUGAUUGUGAUUGCGGUGUUCACUGUUACAUUACAUUUAAAGAGAAGGAUGUAAUUGUGAAGCCUGGUCCUGCUCUGUUAAAACUGACUGAUUGCGGUGUUCACUGUUACAUUACAUUUAAAGAGGAGGAUGUAAUUGUGAAGCCUGGUCCUGCUCUGUUAAAACUGACUGUGAUUGUGGUGUUCGCUGUUACAGUACAUUUAAAGAGGAGGAUGUAAUUGUGAAGCCUGGUCCUGCUUUGUUAAAACUGACUGUGAUUGUGGUGUUCACUGUUACAUUACAUUUAAAGAGGAGGAUGUAAUUGUGUAAUUGUGAAGCCUGGUCCUGCUCUGUUAAAACUGACUGUGAUUGUGAUGUUCACUGUUACAUUGCAUUUAAACAGGAGGAUGUAGUUGUGAAGCCUGGUCCUGCUUUGUUAAAACUGACUGUGAUUUCGCUGUUCACUGUUACAUUACAUUUAAACAGGAGGAUGUAGUUGUGAAGCCUGGUCCUGCUUUGUUAAAACUGACUGAUUGCGGUGUUCACUGUUACAUUACAUUUAAAGAGGAGGAUGUAGUUGUGAAGCCUGGUCCUGCUCUGUUAAACCUGUGAUUUCGGUGUUCACUGUUACAUUACAUUUAAAGAGGAGGAUGUAGUCGUGGAGCCUGGUCCUGCUUUGUUAAAACUGACUGUGAUUGUGGUGUUCACUGUUACAUUACAUUUAAAGAGGAGGAUGUAGUCGUGGAGCCUGGUCCUGCUUUGUUAAAACUGACUGUGAUUGUGGUGUUCACUGUUACAUUACAUUUAAAGAGGAGGAUGUAAUUGUGUAAUUGUGAAGCCUGGUCCUGCUCUGUUAAAACUGACUGUGAUUGUGGUGUUCACUGUUACAUUACAUUUAAAGAGGAGGAUGUAGUUGUGAAGCCUGGUCCUGCUCUGUUAAACCUGUGAUUUCGGUGUUCACUGUUACAUUACAUUUAAAGAGGAGGAUGUAGUCGUGGAGCCUGGUCCUGCUUUGUUAAAACUGACUGUGAUUGUGGUGUUCACUGUUACAUUACAUUUAAAGAGGAGGAUGUAAUUGUGAAGCCUGGUCCUGCUUUGUUAAAACUGACUGAUUGCGGUGUUCACUGUUACAUUACAUUUAAAGAGGAGGAUGUAGUUGUGAAGCCUGGUCCUGCUCUGUUAAACCUGUGAUUUCGGUGUUCACUGUUACAUUACAUUUAAAGAGGAGGAUGUAGUCGUGGAGCCUGGUCCUGCUUUGUUAAAACUGACUGUGAUUGUGGUGUUCACUGUUACAUUACAUUUAAAGAGGAGGAUGUAGUCGUGGAGCCUGGUCCUGCUUUGUUAAAACUGACUGUGAUUGUGGUGUUCACUGUUACAUUACAUUUAAAGAGGAGGAUGUAAUUGUGUAAUUGUGAAGCCUGGUCCUGCUCUGUUAAAACUGACUGUGAUUGUGGUGUUCACUGUUACAUUACAUUUAAAGAGGAGGAUGUAGUUGUGAAGCCUGGUCCUGCUCUGUUAAACCUGUGAUUUCGGUGUUCACUGUUACAUUACAUUUAAAGAGGAGGAUGUAGUCGUGGAGCCUGGGCCUGCUUUGUUAAAACUGACUGUGAUUGUGGUGUUCACUGUUACAUUACAUUUAAAGAGGAGGAUGUAGUCGUGGAGCCUGGUCCUGCUUUGUUAAAACUGACUGUGAUUGUGGUGUUCACUGUUACAUUACAUUUAAAGAGGAGGAUGUAAUUGUGUAAUUGUGAAGCCUGGUCCUGCUCUGUUAAAACUGACUGUGAUUGUGGUGUUCACUGUUACAUUGCAUUUAAACAGGAGGAUGUAGUUGUGAAGCCUGGUCCUGCUUUGUUAAAACUGACUGUGAUUUCGCUGUUCACUGUUACAUUACAUUUAAACAGGAGGAUGUAGUUGUGAAGCCUGGUCCUGCUUUGUUAAAACUGACUGAUUGCGGUGUUCACUGUUACAGUACAUUUAAAGAGGAGGAUGUAGUCGUGGAGCCUGGUCCUGCUUUGUUAAAACUGACUGUGAUUGUGGUGUUCACUGUUACAUUACAUUUAAAGAGGAGGAUGUAGUCGUGGAGCCUGGUCCUGCUUUGUUAAAACUGACUGUGAUUGUGGUGUUCACUGUUACAUUACAUUUAAAGAGGAGGAUGUAAUUGUGUAAUUGUGAAGCCUGGUCCUGCUCUGUUAAAACUGACUGUGAUUGUGGUGUUCACUGUUACAUUACAUUUAAAGAGGAGGAUGUAGUUGUGAAGCCUGGUCCUGCUCUGUUAAACCUGUGAUUUCGGUGUUCACUGUUACAUUACAUUUAAAGAGGAGGAUGUAGUCGUGGAGCCUGGUCCUGCUUUGUUAAAACUGACUGUGAUUGUGGUGUUCACUGUUACAUUACAUUUAAAGAGGAGGAUGUAGUCGUGGAGCCUGGUCCUGCUUUGUUAAAACUGACUGUGAUUGUGGUGUUCACUGUUACAUUACAUUUAAAGAGGAGGAUGUAAUUGUGUAAUUGUGAAGCCUGGUCCUGCUCUGUUAAAACUGACUGUGAUUGUGGUGUUCACUGUUACAUUACAUUUAAACAGGAGGAUGUAGUUGUGAAGCCUGGUCCUGCUGUUAAACCUGACUGUGAUUGCGGUGUUCACUGUUGCCUUUUGCACUUCAAAUGAAGGUUCAUGUAUGCCUGUUUGACACCAGAAACUGUACUAUUUUCCAACCAAGCAAGGCCUCUUAUGCCCAUCUUGAUGAAAAGAUAAAUCUAAAGUAAUUUUACCAGAAACAUA